Gaeumannomyces tritici R3-111a-1 is the source of this 1062-nucleotide messenger RNA. RefSeq lists its product as hypothetical. Lineage: Eukaryota; Fungi; Ascomycota; Sordariomycetes; Magnaporthales; Magnaporthaceae. The record is from RefSeq and is a predicted model, not a curated record. The coding region runs from base 1 to 1062 and encodes 353 amino acids. The transcript has 2 exons.
AUGGUGCACGUGGCGCAGUGCAGAGCCAUGUAUUUUGCUUGGGUCGUGGCGCAUUGCAGGACCAUCGAGUGCCAGGCAAUCGUGCAAAGACCAAGCGAUGAUGCAGGGCGCCGUGCUGAUGCCUGCCGCCCCAUUCCGCCUUUAACCCCGUUGGCUGUGCGUUUCGCAACUAACAAGGAAACGGACGCGUCGCAACCAAAAACGAAAGGCGCGCAGGAAGACGCCCGCGGCGCCCAGGCGGAGGCAGACUACGACGACGGCCUAGACACCAUCGUGGGGUGGAAUAUCAACCGCAAGGAUAGCACCGUAACGCUAACGACGAAGCGGUCGACCGACGGCACGCUGCGGGAAGUGCCCGAGGAAGUGGUACACCGCGCUAACGAAGAAAAGCUGGUGGCCUACUGGGCGAAGCUCGGCAAAAAGCGCGAGGUUACCAUCGACUGCGGGGUUUACCGAAUCUUCAAGAUCCUGGACCAUGAGCCGGCCGAGGGCAAGAAGGGCAAGGGCAAGGGCAAUAAGGGCAAGGGGCCCAGGCUGUUGAUACAAUGGGUCGGCUACACGGCCGCCCCUGACAACACCAGCUGGGAGCCGGUGGGCGCGAUGCUCGACACGGACGAGGCGCUCGUGCGGAGGUACUUGAGUGAGCACGGCCUGACCAUAAAUCUUACGCCCAAGAAGCAGGGUGCCGACGCAGCCGGCGCCGGUCACACUAGCGCAACCACAACAGCCAGCCGCAGCCGCCAGGCCAAGUCGGGCACGCUGCCUGCACCCGGAACCACCGCGACGACGACCGGGAAACGCGCCCGUCCCACAUCGACCGACGCGACGCCCAGAGCGAAGCGCGGCAGGGGCAGGAAGCCCACCGGCAUGACGAAGACAGUCAUUGACUUAGACACUGAUGCCAGUCAGCCCGGCAAACACUCGGCCGAUGUGCCGGAGCCAUCCAAUCCCAGCGGGGGCAAGGAGAAAGAUGUCGUCCUAGCUGAGCUCGCCCGUAAAGUUGUCGGCUCUAUGAUGGCGAAGCCAACUGAAGCAGGUAGGUUACAUUACUUUGCCUCGUGA